This is a messenger RNA of Gadus morhua (Atlantic cod), 4105 nucleotides long. It is a transcript of the gene rundc1, whose product is annotated as RUN domain containing 1. The record is from RefSeq and is a predicted model, not a curated record. The transcript has 6 exons. Bases 395 to 2107 code for a protein of 570 amino acids. Lineage: Eukaryota; Metazoa; Chordata; Actinopteri; Gadiformes; Gadidae.
ACAUGUUCUGUAGUUAAGUGCUGUAUAUAUAUAGAUGCAGCACUAAACUACAGACAUUGUCAUUUUAGGUGCUUGGUACGUUUAUCUAUUAUGCCGAGUUGAACAAUCACUUAAACCGUCUUUGUAAUAGUCAGCGGUGGCCAAAAUCGAAACUGUUCGGUGCGCUUUGACUUCGGCGCGCAAACACGCGUCAUCGCGUCUGCGUUGCGUCAUCAUCGCGUUUGCGUUGACGUCGCACUGUUUGGUUUGUUUCCCAAGAUGGCGAUGCACCUGUCUCCUCCGUGGUAAUCCUGCUUUCUCUGCGAUUGAAGUCAACAACCGCGGGGCAUCCGUGGCAACAAAUGACAGUAUAUCGUUAGUAGCGACGGAAGAAUAAAAAUCGCUUUUUGCCAAAAUGUCGACCGAGGAAUUGUCAACAUCGGACAGCGAAGGCGCGUCGGCCGGAGCCGGGGAGCGAUGGGCACCGGUCGGUGCUGUGGCCAGCCCCGAGGAGGAGAGUGGGGUCCGGGGCAGCGCUCAGCCCAGAACCCGGGGCUCAUCCUCCGCCUCCGUGGAGGAGACCACCGCCAGGUUAAAGAAACUAGAAGCGGAGCAAGAUCUCCUGAACUCCUCUCUCCUCGCUCUCACUUCCCACUUUGCACAGGUGCAAUUCAGACUGAAGCAAAUAGUUCACGCUCAGACCGACGAGAAGGAGAAGAUGUUGGUCGAGCUUGAGGAGUUCGCCUUCAAAGGGUGCCCCCAUGUCGUGGGGUGCAGGUCGCAGGAUGCGAAGCAUCUGGAGAACUCGGAGGACUUGAGCGAGAGGGAGAAGCGGGAACGCCUGGAGGCCCAGAGAGAGAAGCAGAAGGAUCUGAUCGUCCAGCUCAAGACCCAGCUAGACGAUCUGGAGCAGUUUGCUUAUCAGGAGGGCAGCUACGACUCACUGCCCCAGUCGGUGGUCAUGGAGAAACAAAAGGUGAUCAUCGACGAGCUGAUCAAGAAGCUGGACGUGAACCUGAACGAGGACGUGGGCAGCCUGACGGCCGAGGAGCUCCGGCAGCGGGUCGACGCGGCCAUCGCUCAGAUCGUCAACCCGGCCCGCGUCAAGGAGCAGCUGGUGGACCAGCUCAAGACCCAGAUCAGGGACCUGGAGAUGUUCAUCAACUUCAUCCAGGACGAGGUGGGGAACCCGCUCCUGUCCGACGGCGUCCAGAGCCAGCAGCCGCACGCCGCCGGCCCCGGGGCGACAGGAGCGAGGAAGAAAGUGGACCCCGCUCAGGCCCAGAGGAUGCGGGAGACGGGCCUGCAGCUGAUCCAGAAGGCCCUGGCCGUGCUGCAGAUCUUUGCCGUCAGCCAGUUCGGCUGCGCGCCGGGCCACGUCGCCCAGAACCUGUGGUCCUCCGGCGGGGCGGGCCAGGAAUACGGGCCCCUGCUGCAGCAGCUGGAGGCCGCCGUGGACAAGGUGCGGCUGCAGGCGUCCCGCAAGCAGCCGUCCUUCGAGCACGUGGUGAACUACGGCAGCCACCCGGCGCCGGGGCCCAGGGACGAGCUGACGUCGUCGGUAAGGAAGGAGCUGUCGUCGGCCCUCAGGGACCUGCUGGCCCACGGCCUCUACGCGCCGUCGCAGGGCAUGAGCCUGGUGCUGGCCCCCAUCUCCUGCCUGCUGCCGCACCGGCCGGGGCCCCAGACCAUGCACCCCUGGGAGCUCUUCGUCGAGUACUACCGCUCCAAGGACGGCAAGGCCUUCGUGGAGUCGCCGGCGCGCCAGCUGUCGCAGUCCUUCAGCCUGCCGGUAGGGGGCGGCCCGGUGACGGUCACGCCCAAGCAGUCGCUGCUGUGGGCCGUCCACACGGUGCUGAAGGAACACGGGCGCUACAAGCGCGGCGCCGACUCAGAGUUCAAGGCGCUGGUGUGCAUGGCGCUGAACGAGCAGCGGCUGGUGUCCUGGCUCAACCUGCUGUGCAAGUCGGGCGCGCUGGUGCACCCGCACUACCAGAGCUGGAGCUACAUGGCGCAGACGGGCUUCGAGGGGGCGCUGCGCAUCCUGGGCCGCAUCAGCCACCUCAAGUUCGACCUCCCCGUGGACCUGGCCGUGCGGCAGCUCAAGAACAUCAAGGACGCGUUCUGAGAUCGCCACGGCGACGGAGGAGGAGGAGGAGGAGGCGAAGGCCGCAUGUCCGCGCCAUUCAGACUCGUAGUUGUAUCGUGUUUCGGCUGGACCCCGCCAAAGUAGAGCCUUCCGUCCUGUAGCCUGUACUGCACACCCCCCCGACCUCCAGGCCGGGUCUGUGCAACCCCCCCCCCCCCCGCACCUUGGGUGUUUGGCUCUUGGCAGCUCCGUCUCUGUUCGGACGCAGCCUGUUUUAACCAGCCUGUGCCGGUCUGUAACGUAUGCCUGCAUGGGUUAGUCUAACCGGCGUCUGUGCUCCUGAGUCCUCUUCACAGCUGAUCCAUCAAUGCCUGCUUCCCCCCAUGACGACGACGGCGACGUCAUGGUGUCCAGUCGAUAUCGCUGCUACGCACAUGCCUUAGACAGGACGCCCAGAUAACCUCGUCCUGAGUGAUGCCUUUGUGACCUUUUGUGACCCGUGCUUAUCAUUCCAAUGCCCGUUGGUGCAUGAUUCUAACCCCUGACCUAUGCAACAGAUAUUGUGGUGAAGGUUCGUCAGUGGUAGUACUUGUUGUGAUAGGCGUUAGUGGGAUCGGUGAGCUACAUUCCAUAUACCGACUGGGUGGUUGAAUUACUAUAGCACUAAACAGCACUACUAGAGAACACUACAAGAGAGUUGGAUGGAAGCUUGGGGGAAAUUGAUGUUGCACAUUUGUUCGCAAUAUUGCAUUAUGAAGGAAUUAUUUGCAUGAUUUGACAGCAUUCUGACCUUUACCGAAAAUGGUGCCAGGGAGCCAGCUGCUUCCCCCACACGUGUGUGUGUGUGUGUGUGUGUGUGUGUGUGUGUGUGUGUGUGUGUGUGUGUGUGUGUGUGUGUGUGUGUGUGUGUGUGUGUGUGUGUGUGUGUGUGUGUGUGUGUGUGUGUGUCUUUUAGAUAUUUAAAUGAUGCUUCAUCAUGAAUUGAAAACCGUAUGAUGAAAAUGGAAAACCGUAUCUAAGAAAACAUAAACAUAUUUAUAAUCAGCAUACAUAUCUAAUGUUUAAAAAAAGAAUUUAUAUAUUGUGAGUUCAACUCUUGAUUUAGUUUUCCUCUACCUGCAGGAGAUGUAAGCUACUGAAUGUAUAAACCAGAGGUGCUGAUAUCCUGACGUUUGUUGAGGAUUUCAUUCAUGGAGGAUUUCAUUCAUGGGGUUGUUGUACUACAGUGUUAACUGGCAACUGAAGGAUGCUUGGCUGUUUCUCAGCCCUACGUGUCAAGGUCUCAUUAAUCAAAACGUUUUUUUGUGGUCUCAGUGUUUUAAAAAUGCCUGUAUUAUCAUGUCAGACAAUUUUAAACGCUAGGAAAGAUUUACCCAUUAACAUAAUUUUACAUUACAUUUUAUGCAUUCCAGGACAGACUAUAAUAGACCUCAUUGAUAAUUUAAAGUUUGUGAAAGCAAACUAUGUUACUCUACAUUUAUAAACGAAUUAAUCAGGAGGCAAUGAACUAACCAUCUUAUUAUCAAAACGGUGUGUAUGGAAGGAUAAUCCACCUAGAGAAGUGUUAUGUGUACGGUUUGCUUUGUGUGAUUCUAUUUGAAAAAGUUACAAAGUCACACUAUUGGUGUUGCAUUUUUACGUUUAAUGUUUUUAAAUAUGAGCUCACAUUUAAUUUAAUGGUUAUUGCAUUGCAAAUGCCGCAAAGUCUAAAUUCUGGAGCUGGAUGCUGUUAUUAUUUCUUUAACGAUAGACAACACUGUCUUAAAGUAGCUACUCAGUGUUCGGUUAUGAAUAAAGGACUUCAGGGUUUCCAUGACGACAUUGGUAAUUCUUAUUUUAUUAAAAAAUAUAUAUAUAUAUAUAUUGGGAAUUUAUGGAGAUAUAUUUUAUUCAUGUCUAUUUAUAAGUAAAAGUGCUCUGCAAGCUGUUUGUGUUAAACUCCUUCCAUGUAAAUGCUUAUUGAACUAUAAUUUUAGGAUCUGCAACUCUUAAUGAUUGUGCAAUUUGUUCAUUAUUAAAUCCCUUCAAAAACGAAAA